Ruditapes philippinarum (Manila clam) is the source of this 4459-nucleotide messenger RNA. RefSeq names its product protein phosphatase 1H-like. The annotation marks the transcript as partial. NCBI's taxonomy places the organism in Eukaryota, Metazoa, Mollusca, Bivalvia, Venerida, Veneridae. The transcript has 7 exons. Gene Ontology annotation, biological process: protein dephosphorylation. Gene Ontology annotation, molecular function: protein serine/threonine phosphatase activity. The record is from RefSeq and is a predicted model, not a curated record.
GAUGAUUAUUUGGAGCAGGAACGUUGUAGAUAUAAUGUGAAGGGAGGAUGUACUUCUCUUGUUGUUUUACUGUUAGAGGGCAAGAUGUAUAUAGCCAAUGCUGGUGACAGUAGGGCAGUUUUAUGUCAUGGGGAUAAGGUACAAGCAAUGAGCAAAGAUUUUAACCCAGUCACAGAUAGAAAGAGGAUUAAUUACAUUGGUCAUUUACACCCAGAAUUACUCCAUGAUGAAUUUACAUGUUUAGAAUUUCCACGACGUGUCAAUAAAGGUGACGUAGGUCAGGCAAUGUUGUGUCGCAAACCAGGCAGGGAUGGAUGGUGUUACAAAACCAUUGUAGAAGAUGAUCUGAAAUUUCCCCUUGUAACAGGAGAUGGUAAAAAGGCACGUAUAAUGGCCACUAUAGGAGUGACACGUGGACUAGGUGACCAUGAUUUGUAUGUGUUUGACUCUGACAUUUGGAUUAAACCUUUUCUCUCCUGUAAACCAGAGGUACGUGUGAUAGAUCUUACAGAACAUCAGUGGACAGAGGAUGAUGUUUUGAUACUUGGCACUGACGGAUUAUGGGAUGUCAUUACAAACCAAGAAGCCUCAGAUAUAGUCCAUAAAGAAUUCUCAUCUUGUAACAAAACUGAUCUUAAAAAAUAUACCAUAGCCGCUCAGGAACUUGUGUCAGAGGCGAGGGGACACUUUACAGGUCAAGGAUGGAAGAAGAGGAAUGGUGACACAGCUUCUUUUGAUGAUAUAACAGUUAUGAUAAUUCCUAUCUUAACCUACUUAAAUCAGUGGAAAGCAGGGCAUUUGUUAGAUAGUGGUAUAACGUAAUGGAAAUAUAUUCAAUGAUUUAAGGUUAGCCGGAACUGACAUGAUUAGCCAUACAACGGAUCUCCUCAUGAUGAUUAUAAUACCUUUAUAAGACCUUAUUUAAAACCCUAUAAUUAAAGUUAAGUUAAGUUAUAUAAUGUAUUAUUGUGAGUGACUGAAUUGUUACGCAAAUUAUUAUUUAUUUAAUAUUGACUUAUGUUUUCCUCAACCAUGUGACCAAGUAUAUAUGUUACAGUAUUACAAAAAUCCUAUAUUUUUCAGUACUGAUAAUUGUAUGGUUAAUUAAUUUGUUAUGUAAAUUAUUAUAUACAUGUUCUGGUUUCCUAGCAGUUUACGGCCCCAAAUUGCACUUGUUUACUUAUAAAAUACAAAUUUUGUCUACGGAUAUUAUAAAACAGAACACAGGUAGGUACCUGUCCAGCAUUACCUUGUUUUUGAUGUUGCUCUUAUACUUUAUUUUUUUAUUGAAAUAUGACCAUGUAACACCUUUUCUAGCUUUUAUUUAUAAUUUCACAGCAGUAUUCUUUUUUUCAUUUUGAAUAUCAUUUCUAACAAGUAAGCAAUGUGAAGGUGAUUUUAUUUUAGAAAUUUUUUUUUCCAACUUUCUUCAUAUCAUAUGCAAGUACAUUGUUCAAAAGUAGUGAAUUUCCUGGAAUACUCAAUAGGCUGCAAUUAUUGUAAAUGAGCAUUCAAACUGGAAUUCCCCAGGUGUUUCUUUUAUUUCGAAUGCAGCAAGUAACUUUUAAACAACAGGCAAAUCUUCAAAAUAUAUAAAACAAUAGGAAAAACCAAAUGUCUCUCUCUUUUAAUGAAGUAACAUAGAUGCCUUAUUGGUUAAAUUAAACAGAAUUGGACUUAAACGAUGAACGGCCUGAAAACUGCUAGGGUCUGGAAGCUGCAAGAAAACCAGUACUGAAUAGCUAACAUGCUUAUAUAAAAUUACAAUUGUAAGUUAAAAUAUAGUACAGUACAAAUAGUCAAAUUUUAAUAUCUUAAAUAUUUUAAAAAAAAUUUUUGUUGAUAUUGUUUGCUUUUCUUUUAUUUGAAAUUAUUGUUUUUAAGAGAUUUUCACUUUUGUUAGAUUAUUUUCUUGUUUUAUUUACUAUAAAUGUGCCAUUGUUUAUAUGUUACUUAUUUAUAAAAUGUAUAAAAAAAAUAACAACAGUUAUAUUAAAAUGCAACUCUUGAUCAGGUAAUAAUUUAUAUCAAUAUGUUUUGAAUUGUUAUCAGAUGAUUAAAUGAUAUGAGCCGCAUCACAACAAAACAAACAUAGUGUGUUUGAGACCAGCAUGGAUCCAGACCAGCCUGCGCAUCUGCGCAGUCUGAUCAGGAUCCAUGCUGUUCACUUAACAAAUCUUUUUCAAGUAGAGAAACUGAUAGCGAACAGCAUGGACCCUGAUCAGUCUGCGUGGAUGUGUAGGCUAGUCAGUGGAUCCAUGCUGGUCGCAAACGCACUAUGUUGGUUUUGUCGUGACACGGCUCAUGUAAUUAUAUUGCAUAGAUAUAAAACAUGUAAUAGAUGUUAACAAUUCAUAUGAUGUAAAUAUUAAUUGGGACUUUUGAUUCGUUUCUAUGAGAUAUGUGCUAGCUUAUGAAAAGUUCAGUGGAUCUACUCUGGAGGUUGCUUGUGUCCAAAAUUAAAGCAUUUAAAGGGACUCCACUGAGGUUUAAAGGCUAAAAACAUACCAUUUGAAUUUCUUACAUAAAUGAGGUAGGACACUUUAAACAGAAAUAUAUGCAAAGAUAGUUAAGAAAUAUACUUUGAAAUAAAUUGAAAAUCUUAUUUUUAUGCUUUUCUUAGCCCAAUAAGUGAAAAGUGUUUAAACCCUUUUCAUUUUGGGUCAUUUUUUUACAAUUUGAAUAAUUAUUCUGGAAAAACAAAGUGCGCGUAUGAUCUGAAAUUUUGCACAAAGAUCAGUGGUGUAAACCUACAUCAAAUGGUACAUGUUUCUGGAAAAAAUAUUUUCAGUCCGAUCAUGUCAAAAAAACCUUAGUGGAGACCCUUUAUAAUAAUAUAAAAAUAGUUGUUAACAAUUUUUAUUAUGAUAUGAAUAUUCAAUUCAGUAAAUUAACUCACAAGGAGACAAUGUGUAAAGUUAUUAUAUGAUAUGCUGAAGUAACGAGUUAUGAUGUUAUAUUGUACUUAUUUAUCUAUUAACAUAAAAUCAGCUAUUAGGUAAUGUUUGUUGAAACAUCAAUAUAGAAGAUGCAUUCCAUUAAAGAGUACUGGUAUAUCUUGUGUUUUAGAUACUUUUUAUAGUAUGUUAUGCAGAUUAUAUUGAAAUGCUAUUAGAGACACAUUUUUUUUAAACUUUGAAGACUUUUAAUCAAACAGUUAUCUAGUUCAUAUUUAUUAUUAUCAGUGUUUUCAUACAUGUAUUCCAUACAGAGUUUGUGAUAAAAUAUACAUUCCAUAUUUAACAUUCCCAGGUUUUUUUUAACUUACAUGUAUAUGUACCUUUAUUUUUGUUUUGUUCAAACAAUUCUUAAAUUCAUGAUUUAGCAGGUUUGAUGUUGAACUUUUUCAAUAUCAUGAUUCUAUUUACUUGUCAAUUUUUCUGCCAGUUAUUUGUUGUGUACGUGGAGGAAUGGAUAAAUUGUAAAAUUUCUGAUGUUUGACUAUUUUUUCUACAUUUCUGAUUACUUUUAACAAAUAAUUUUGAUAAAAUUGUGCAUUUUAUGUUUACAUGUACAGUUUUAAACAUUCUGUCAAUAUGAAAAAGGAAAACUGACAAAUAUUUAUGAUCGGAGUUAAGAUUUCGAACCGAAAACCAUUGUAAUUGAAGAAAAGCACAUUAUCAGUGAGGCAAGCAGGAUAUGUGAUAAAAUGUAAGUUUCUAUGUAAUAAUAAUACAUGUAUAUAUAUAUACUGUUGUGCCAUAUGUCUAAUGUCCAAUUUUUUUUUUUUUUUUAAUCAUUUGAAACUGAGCCUUGCCAAAUAAAGAAUGUCAUUAUAUAUGUAUUGAUACAUCUCGGCAGUCAAUAUUGGCAAAUACAGUAAAACUUCUGUAGAGCAAUACCUCGUGAGAUUGUUGCCGAGAGGUGUUGUUCUAGAGACGUAAAAUUCAUUCUGAUGUUAAGGGGUUAAUGGUGUACAGAGGGUCACUGUAAUACAAAUACUUUUGUCUAUAUAUAUUUUUUGGGGGUACAUUCCCUCCCCUUCCCCCCUCUCCCAAGCAAUGAAUAUUUUUUUUAAAACAUUCAUUGUGUAGUCAGGGAUUUUUUUUACAGGUUGGAGAAUGCAGCCAUGCCCUUAAUUUGGGGGGAAAAUUACACAGUAUAUUUUCAAAGAGGAAGAGAAAACUUUAUGUAAAUUAAAUUUUUGGGAAAACUGCAUAAUUUUAAUGAAUAUUUCUUUGGGGAAGCAGCCCUAUAACAGCCCCUGAUAUAGCCCUAUAACAGCCCCUGAUAUAGAAGGAAAAAAAACCAGAACAGUUGAUGCCUGUGUGUGUGCAUUUCAAUAAUCUUUAUAUUGAAGUGUAGAGAAACAUUCCAUUAUCUAUAUUUGAAUAAUGUUGAUACAAUGAAGCUGUUAUAUUUUUUAUCAAUGUCUGAAGUUUAUGUGAUAUGUUUUAAAAUACAAAAUGUACAUUGUAGCUUUAAAACUUCCAGUUUAUAUUAAAAGUCUUACAUCAUU